This is a messenger RNA of Phytophthora sojae, 1728 nucleotides long. RefSeq lists its product as hypothetical. The transcript has 5 exons. The record is from RefSeq and is a predicted model, not a curated record. Bases 1 to 1728 code for a protein of 575 amino acids. Gene Ontology annotation, molecular function: NAD+ binding. NCBI's taxonomy places the organism in Eukaryota, Oomycota, Peronosporomycetes, Peronosporales, Peronosporaceae.
AUGGUAGAACCGAGCAGCCCCGGCAGCACCAGCAGCGGCGGCGGCAGCCCCAGCGCCAUGGGCAACAGGAACCGAAGCGUGAGCAUGAACAUGCACUCGAACGCGCCGCCCAGCAAGAAACAGCGGGCUUCGGACGACGAGUACGAGCAGGCGACGCCCCCUCCGGCCCCGGUGGGGGGUUCUACCUCGCCCUACUCUGCCGCAGACGCGGUGGAGGCUGCGUCGGCCAUCAGUGAAGCUCGGGACCAAGCCAGCGACGAGACGGACGCCCCCGACGGCGAAGAAGACCAGGCGGGCUCCAGUGGAUCAGCGUCCUCCUCCUCUGCAAUGCCCACUCCCGUGCCGCCCUUCGGUGGGGACGGAGACUCGUCCUCUGAUGACAGCGACGUGAACGAGGAGGCCUUCAUGAACUGGCUCAUGGACCAGAAGACCUCCGGCAUGCCUGCUGGACAGAUGCUGGACGCGUUGGGUCUUGGAGUCUCGGAGGGAGUUGCAGUGGACGAUGACGAACUGUGGGAAGCCAUGUUCUCCAUGGGCAUCCGACUGAUCAAGCCUCAAGCCUCGAGGCCGCGAGAGAAACUGGACAGUGUUAAUACCUUGCAGGACGUGGCAUCGCUGCUGCGCUCGAGCAAGAAGAUUGUGGUGUUGGCGGGUGCUGGUAUUUCCGUGUCCUGUGGCAUCCCUGACUUCCGGUCCGAGAACGGAAUUUACAGCCGACUAGGCGAGUACAAUUUGCCAAACCCGCAGUGCAUGUUCGACAUCGAGUUCUUCCGCUCCAACCCACGCCCGUUCUUCGCGUUCGCGAAGGAGCUGUUCCCAAAGUCAAGCGGCUUUACGUUUGUGCCGUCUCCGAGCCACUACUUCUUAAAGCUGUUGGAGGAGAAGGGCAAGCUGCUUCGAAUUUACAGCCAGAACAUCGACAUGUUAGAGCAUGCGGCAGGCAUCUCUCACGAGCACGCCGUGUUGUGCCAUGGUUCGUUCGCGACGGCGACGUGUUUGGCAUGCAAACGGACGUACCCGAACGACGCAAUUCGUGAGGAUGUGCUGAACCAGCAGGUGCCGAUGUGCAAGUCUUGUAACUCGCCAGACGGAAUCGUCAAGCCCGACAUCGUGUUCUUUGGUGAAUCCCUGCCGCGGCGCUUUCACGACUCCAUUAAAAGUGACGAAGGCGAGGCGGACCUUGUGCUGGUCAUGGGGUCUUCUCUCAAGGUGAACCCUGUGCGUAGCAUUGUUGGUCGCUUCAAAAAGGAUACACCAAUGAUCCUGAUCAACAGAGAACCGGUCGGCCGCCCGCACAAGUUUGACGUAGAGCUGCUAGGAUAUUCAGACGAGAUCGUGCAAGAGCUGUGUCGACUUCUCGGAUGGGAAAUUCCACAGCCCGACCCGGUGCUUCUGGGGCAGUCUAACCUCCCACCACCGCCCGUGGUAUCUUCGAGCGACCUUCGACCGCUGUCAUUCGAGUUUAUUCCACCGUCAAGGCAUAUGUUCAACGGUGCCAAGUCCACUUACUGCAGCUCGAGCGAUGAUGAGAGCAGCAGCUCGUCUGGUGAGGAGGGAACUGGCGGUGAAGGCGACAUGGAUGCAGAUACCGACGCUGUGGGAGUAGCGAUGGAUGCAGACGAUGAAAAGAGGACACAACCAAUGGAGGAGUUGACAAAGGACGACCAAGACGAGCUGAUGGGGAGUGGCAACGAGUUGCUAGGGACCUCAAGCUUUGACGAUAACUGA